Molecule: messenger RNA, 1419 nt
Organism: Astyanax mexicanus (Mexican tetra)
Lineage: Eukaryota; Metazoa; Chordata; Actinopteri; Characiformes; Acestrorhamphidae
Gene: pomk
Product: protein O-mannose kinase
Exons: 3
Coding region: 173-1207 (344 amino acids)
Biological process (GO): carbohydrate phosphorylation; protein O-linked glycosylation; protein phosphorylation
Cellular component (GO): endoplasmic reticulum membrane
Molecular function (GO): ATP binding; protein kinase activity; carbohydrate kinase activity
Source: RefSeq, a predicted model, not a curated record
AAUCUCGUUUUAAAGAAGAAGAAGACAGAGCAGGAUGAAUACAGUGGUGUAGUUAGACAGUGAAGCUUAAUCAGUUACAGAAUGUAGCAGCUGAACUUCAAUCCUCGUAGGAAUGGUUGAGUGACUGGUGGACUUGAUUAUGAACACAGCGCAGUGCGGUUAAGAUGCCAUCAUGGGUCGCAGCAGUGGACGUGGGGCGAAGUGUGGAGUGCCUGCGGUGUUCAUAUGUCUGGCAGCGCUGCUCUGUGCCAAUGUGCUGCUCUAUAUUUACCUGGAAACUGUAUACCAGGACAGCGCUCCACCAUCAGCACAUACAAACUGCCACACAGGAUACUUUAAGGUGGGCACAAUGAGCAGCUGCACCCCCUGGCUGCAGUGUACCGAAAUCAGAGCUGAUGUUCGUCGCCUCAGAAUGAUUGGACAAGGAGCUGUAAAGAAGGUGUAUCUGUCAGAGUGGCAGGGGCAAAAAGUAGCAGUGUCUGUCCUGUCCUCAGAACACUAUAAAGAUGAUUUCCUUCAUGGAGUCUCCAUGCUGCGUUCCAUGCAGAGUGUCCGUGUGGUGACACUAGUAGGUGUGUGCGAAGAAGACGGGGUGUUUGUAACAGAGUACCACCCUCUGGGGUCUGCACUUACACUGGAAGCUACUCUUGCUCAGGAUCGGUACCUCCGGCUGAACUCCUGGCAGAUGCGGCUGCGACUGGCACUGGAUUUCGUUGCCUUCUUGGUCUUCUUGCACAACAGUCCAGGGGGCGCACGUGUCAUGUGCGACUCUAAUGAUCUACACAAAACACUCAGUCAAUUCCUGCUGACUUCUGACUUGCGGCUCUUAGCAAAUGACCUGGAUGCACUACCACGAGUGGAGCCUGGGGGUCAAGGGGUGAAGUGUGGUCACAAUCAGCUGACGGGAGAGUUUGUGGCUCCGGAGCAGCUUUGGCCUUAUGGCGAGGAUGUGCCUUUCUCAGAUGAUCGAAUGCCUGGCUACGAUGAAAAGUCAGACAUUUGGAAGAUUCCAGAUGUGACACGUUUCCUGUUGGGUCAUGUCUCAGGGAGUGACGUCAUCCACUUCCAUCUCUUCCAGAUCCAUGCACAGUGUAAGAAGCAGGAUCCAAGGCAACGGCCAUCAGCGCAUGAGGUCAUGAGCGUGUAUCGCUCGGUUUAUGACAGCAUGAAGGAGAGCCACACAGAAAUUGUCAGAGAUAUGUUAUAACAUGACUGUGUGUGUGAUAUUACACAUCUUAUUAUAUUUCACAUGUUGACUGAACUGAAAGAAGAGUGCUUGCUUCUUUAAUAAUGUCCAUGUUUUUAUUAGCAGAAUAGGCAAUAAUUUACUAGUGUUUUACUGGAGUUUUUUUGUCUGAGCAUUGAUAGUUGUUUAGGAAUAACAUGAUGCAUUUAAUAAAGUUAACAAGUUUUUGAUCA